Zea mays is the source of this 995-nucleotide messenger RNA. Its product is annotated as esterase PIR7B. The record is from RefSeq and is marked validated. Lineage: Eukaryota; Viridiplantae; Streptophyta; Magnoliopsida; Poales; Poaceae. Gene Ontology annotation, molecular function: methyl salicylate esterase activity; methyl indole-3-acetate esterase activity; methyl jasmonate esterase activity. Gene Ontology annotation, biological process: salicylic acid metabolic process; jasmonic acid metabolic process.
AGUACAACGCGCGACUCCAUACAACAAUACAAACAAAGCUGUAACGUACUGUAAAAGUAAGAUAUGGAGGCCGCCGGCGGCGGCGGCGAGGUUCACAAGGCUAGCAACGACAAGGAGGAGCAUUUCGUGCUCGUGCACGGCGCCGGCCACGGCGCCUGGUGCUGGUUCAAGCUGGCGUGCCUGCUCCGGGGCUCCGGCCGCCACCGCGUCUCCUGCGUCGACCUCGCCGGGGCCGCCGGCAGCCUCGUCGACCCGGACGACGUCCGCUCGUUCGACGAGUACGACGCGCCGCUCCUCGACUUGAUGGCCGCCUUGCCGGACGACGGCCGCAAGGUGGUUCUGGUAGGGCAUAGCGCAGGAGGACUGAGCGUCACCCACGCGAUGCAUCUGUUCAGAGACAAGAUCAAGCAGGCCAUCUUCGUAGCAGCGACCAUGCUCCCGUUCGGGUACCAGUCGGAGCAAGAUAUCAAAGAUGGAGCACCUGAUCUAUCCGAGUUCGGCGACGACGUUUACGACCUCAAGUUCAGUCUGGGAGACGACCGCCCUCCGACGAGCGUGGCGCUGAGAGAGGAGCACCAGCGCGCGAUCCUGUACCAGCAAUGCACCCACGAGGACUCCACGCUCGCAUCCAUUCUGCUGCGCCCGUGGCCGGCAGCUCUGGGCGCCGCCAGGUUCGGCUUCGGCCGCGCCGACGACGGCGCCGUGAACACUGUGCGUCGGGUGUACGUGAAGACGGCCAACGACCGCAUGCUGAAGCCGGAGCAGCAGGAGGCGAUGGUCCGCCGGUGGCCGCCGAGCGAGGUGGCGGCGAUGGACACCGACCACAGCCCUUUCUUCUCCGCCCCAGAGCGCCUCUUCGAGCUGAUCAUCAAGUCAUUGUGAAUCUCUCAUCUGUAGUAAUCGCUUGUGUUCUUCCAGACUCCAGUGCCUGGUGCUGUCCUGUAUGCCAUGCCAACCAAUAAGUUAUCAUUUAUUUAUCAAUAAAUUAUCUCAAC